Messenger RNA from Aspergillus pseudotamarii, 693 nucleotides. RefSeq lists its product as uncharacterized. The coding region runs from base 68 to 550 and encodes 160 amino acids. The record is from RefSeq and is a predicted model, not a curated record. Lineage: Eukaryota; Fungi; Ascomycota; Eurotiomycetes; Eurotiales; Aspergillaceae. The transcript has a single exon.
CCAUUUAUUUAAUUUAUUUUUUUUUUUUACUUAAACGGCGGGCUGGAGCUAUACAUUGUUUUGUGAAAUGCAGUAUGCACAGUCAGUGACAACCCGGGUAACUGAUAUAGCUCGAUAUGUAACUGUCUUACUAUCUCUGUUGGUGACCCACGACGUACCCCGAAGGCUACCCACACCCAGAUGCUGUCGUCCUGCACUCAGUGGCCCGCGCAAGCUCCUCAACGCACCCUUCCCUCUGUAUCGCAUCAAGUAUGCUCUGGAACUUAGGUUGAGGUCUCCCCUCAAGAUAUUCACCACACCUCACUGGAAUUCCCGAUGCUCCUUCAUCACAACAGAGGACUCCUCUACAAGUUCUGCAGAACAUCGGUGGACCAACCAAUAUCAAAGCAACGACUCUACACACUACACAUCAAUCCCCUAUACAUCUAGUUCCAGCACCUCAUCCAGUACGCCCACAACACCACAAAUCACCCACACUAGGUAUAAUACCUUCCUACCCAACAGACCGCAGAGAAUCUGCCCUCACGUGUGGAACAACAUCAAAGUAUGAACCCGAAACUACCCAUGGACUGUACGUCGAGGCACUUCGUCCUACAUAGGCACUGACAACCUUGCGUUGCUCAUCCCAUCAAGUCAACGCGGCAAGCGCCGCGCCACUCACCCUGUACUGGUACGCAUCCGGCUCUCCCACCC